CAUCGGCAGCCCACAGUCCAUUGUGUGCUUUAGUUUCUCCUUCUCCUCGGCUUGGUCAAGGACAAAAGCAAGUAGAAUUCACAGCCGGGAUGAGCGGCGGCCUCGAGUUGUGAGCAGUGUCUAUGUCUACACAAUAAGGGACGGGAAAAAUUAGGGCUCCAGAAAGAGGCUGAUGAGAGCACACAUUUGCAAGUGUUCGUGAGUGAGGACAGAAGGCUGGUGGAGGUACUUGUGGCGAAGCUAAAGUUGAAAUAGGGAGGACAGAGUUCAGCGGAGAGGAAAUUGAUGUCGAAAGGGCGUUGAGAUACACCAUGUAAGGACGUCAUAUUUUAUUAAUAUUUUUUUAUACCUGCUGCGGUUGUCGCUGGCCAACGGAUUCUGACAGAGCUGAUGUACAGAGCAACGGGUACGGGGCAUCAAUCAGCGAAAGGACUGAUGGAGAAGUAGUGACACACUAUCAAGUAGUUUUGGUAUGUCAGCCUUCAAUAUUAAAAUAAAAAGUCUUAGUCUCUGUGAUGUGUUGAUAUUUUUUGUACUUGAGGAUCUUGUGGGUUCGAAAAAAAAUGUUCAACGGAAAAUUUGUCAGCUUUAUUUUGUGGUACGUGUGUCUGAGCAACGAAUUUGACAUUACGGGAGUGGAGGUUUAAUUAACCUGGUGAUAAUAAAGGGCCAUCAGAAUAGGCAGGAAUAGGGAAAAUAGCAGCCGCGGAGGCAGAAAACAAAGAGGCGGAAUGACGAGGCCUCCUAACAAUGAUAAUCUUAUGACGUUUAAGUUGGUGGUGGUUGGAGAUGGAGGUGUCGGAAAAAGUGCUUUGACAAUACAGUUUUUCCAGAAGCUCUUCGUCACCGACUAUGACCCCACCAUCGAGGACAGCUACAUCCAGCACACUGAAGUCGACAAGCAGUGGUGCAUUUUGGAUGUGCUGGAUACUGCAGGCCAAGAAGAGUUCAGUGCAAUGAGAGAACAAUACAUGAGAAAAGGAGAUGGGUUUUUAUUGGUGUACUCCGUAACUGACAAACAGUCGUACGAAAAUAUUGUUAAUUUUUAUACUCAGAUACUUCGAGUCAAAGACAGAGAUGUGUAUCCCAUGCUGCUGGUGGCCAACAAAGUUGAUCUUGUUCACUUGAGAAAAGUUACUGAGGAACAGGGCCGAGAAUUGGCACAUCGUUUGGGGAUUCCGUACAUUGAAACAUCAGCGAAAGAUCCUCCGCUAAAUGUCGAUGCGGCUUUUCAUGAGGUCGUACGAAUUAUACGGAACCAGCCGCCCACGGACUUUGAUAAGAAACGCCGGAAACGACGACGUUCCAGCAAGUGCAAUGUACUGUGAGCCUGAAUUACGAUACUUAAUACUAAGUACUAAGUAUGUUUAAUCAACGAGUCAAAUUAUUUACUGUUCAGCUUGAAUUCAUUUAUUUUUUCCACAACGACUUUUUUAAUUUCAUUUUAAAAGUUCAGCAAAGGUAUUUUUAAAAAUUAUUACUAUACUGCCUGAUGGAAAUAUCCAUGAUUAAUUACGAUUAUUAUUUAAGUUUGCUACUGAAUGAAAACAAACGUGAUUUUGUUUGUUAAUUAUUAUUGUUUAAAUUUUUGAAUUAUUUAAAAGCAAACUCUAAUGGACGAAAUCUAGAUCAUAUUUACAGAUUUUUAAAUAAUCGAUCUAUUGUAAUAACAAUCGUUUUCUUAAAAAUUAAUUGGUAAAAAAAAAAUGAUAAAUUAAAUUAUUUGAACGAAUUAGUGAAAUUAAAUUGGAUCGACAGCGCACAUCUGAAUAUAUGUAUGUAUAUUUAUUGCAGUAUUUUAUCUCGAAUCUCGAUGAUACUAUUUAUACCAUUGACACAUUGUGGAAUUGAUCGUUUAUAAAUUCAGUGAAAUUAAAUAUUUUCACAUGAAUAUAAAGCUUUUUUCAAUGAUAAAUUUUGUCAUAAAAUGACUAUAAUAAUUUUUAUAAUGAGAGAUUUUAAAAAAAAAUAUUUAAAAUGUCUUUUAGAGUAAAAAAAAAAAAAAAACAAAAAUAAGAAAAAAAAAUUCAAUUGAUUGUUAAAAUUAAUUAGAUAAUUAAUUAAUAUUAUUUAGUUCCACGCAGAAAAAAAGAUUUCCUGGCGCAAGUUUAAAUUUUUGCGACAAAAAAUCCUUUUAUUUUGUACGGGGCUACAUAUUGAGGUACCUUAUAUAUAUAUAUUUCUGCAUGUGUUCUAUUUUUACUUUAAUAUUAAUAAAUAUUUUUGUAAUCCGCGGAUAAAUAUUUAAUUUAAAUAAAAGACUUUUAUUUAAAUUAAUUCUCAACGCACAAACGAGUUGUAGAAAAUAAUUUUAUCCAUAGACUUAACAUUUCAUUUAAAUUAUAAAUGAAAUGUCGGUAAUUAUCAGUUAAAAAAAAAUUUAUGUCUUUAUCAAACUUAAAUUUUCUCAACGUAUUAUAUAUUUGUAUAUAUUAAAUGUGAAUAAAUGCCAACGCUCAUAAAAUAUAAACCAGAUUUGAAAAUUUUCUGUAUUAUGGUUUAAAUAAUCGAUUAAUAAUUCAAUAAUUUUUGAAUUUAAAAAUUCAUUUAAAAAAAUUUUACUGAAAAGAUUAGAAGUACUGUUUGAAUGCGACAAUAAUCGGUUCCACGUGAGCCUUUUCCAAAAAUAUAAAAGACGAAUAGCAUUUUAAAUCAGCGAUUUAACUUUUAAUUUAAACAUAAUUUAUAAUUAAUCAACAAACGAAAUUAAAAAUUGAGUACCUAUUCGUAAGCACAUCGAAACUCAGGGCUCACUUAAUUAAAAUGCUUAAUUAAAAAUAGCUUAUUUAAUUAUAAUAAAUUUGCUGUAAAUUAUGCAUCGAAAUUUGGCAAUGAAAAAAAAAAAAAAAAAAAAAUUUGCCUUGAAAUAAAACGAGAGAAAAAAGUUUAAGUAUUUAAUUAUAAAAAAAGUAAAUAUUAAAUUAUUGUGAUCUCACUCUUUCAUUGGUAUUUGUAACAAUAGUAACAAUGAUGAUUAUUAUUUUUUAGCUUAAAUAUAUUUAUUAUAAAUAAUAAAUAAAUAUAUAAGUUAACAGUAGCCACAGCUGUGAUAAUAAUUAUUUGCCAGCUGCCGACUUUAAAAUUAUUUUGAAAACACUCUGAUAUCGAAAAUAACAAAGCGAUUCAAAUAUAUGUAUACAUCUAUAUAUAUGUAAUCGCAUUUAUUUAAGGGCAUUCUCAGACAAUACAAGAUUUAAAUGUAUAAUAAUUUAGCGACUCAACCUCCAGUUUCAAAUUUCGCCGACAAAAUAAUAAAAAUUUGUACGUUUUAAAAUUUAUUUCUUAAAUUGUCUUUAUUCCUAAUUGAUAAUAAUUGUGUUAUUUUUUUUCAAAUCUAUAUCUCGACAAUUUAACUCUGUCCUUUUAUCAAUAAAUGCUUUAUUUUUUUUUAAUUAAUUAAUGAAAUUUUAAUCAUAAAAUGAAAACUAAACUUUUUUUCAGACUAGAAAAAAUUUUUUCUGUGUGAGAAUGCCCUUAAAUCAUAUAAAUAUAAUAUUAAUAAUAAAUUAUCGUUGCACAUAUAUAUACCUAUAUUUUUUAAACAAAAAUUACAAAUGACAAAAAAUAUUUAUGAUAAAUAAUAACGAUAUGUACUACAAUAUUAUUGAAAUAAUUAAUAAUAAUAAUUAUAUGUAUGUAUAAUGUGUAAAUGUAUCAAGUAUCGCUCAGAUAAUUUAUAUCAAUUUAAUUGGCCAAUAUUGUAUCAGUUAUUGAAAAAAUAAUAUCACAGCCAAUGAAUUAUAGAUAUUAAUUGUUAAAUUUAAAACGAAAAUUAUAAUUGAUUAAGUGGUGAAAUUUUUGUUCGGUAAUUGCUGUUGAUAAUUGGAAUUUAAAAUAAAUAUAUUAAUUAAACAAAUUUUUGUAUUGCCGUCCAGAUUAAGAUGUUA
Molecule: messenger RNA, 3887 nt
Organism: Microplitis demolitor
Lineage: Eukaryota; Metazoa; Arthropoda; Insecta; Hymenoptera; Braconidae
Product: ras-related protein M-Ras
Exons: 4
Coding region: 732-1328 (198 amino acids)
Biological process (GO): signal transduction
Cellular component (GO): plasma membrane
Molecular function (GO): GTP binding; GDP binding; GTPase activity
Source: RefSeq, a predicted model, not a curated record